Candoia aspera is the source of this 490-nucleotide messenger RNA. RefSeq names its product zinc finger and SCAN domain-containing protein 16-like. The record is from RefSeq and is a predicted model, not a curated record. The transcript has 2 exons. NCBI's taxonomy places the organism in Eukaryota, Metazoa, Chordata, Lepidosauria, Squamata, Candoiidae. Bases 11 to 472 code for a protein of 153 amino acids.
AUUCUAAACUAUGUUUGUGCAGAAGAAUGAAAUGGAGGACCAAAGGUCUUCAGGGAUGGGAGUAGCAAAUGUCCCUCCUGCCAUUUGGCCUGGGAGCAGAGGGGACUUCGGGGGAAGAAGCAGUCCAAAAGUCCUCCCUGAGGGAACCUUCAGCUCAAAUGCUCAGCGCUGGCACUUCUGGACUUUCUGCUACCAGGAGGCCAAGGAGCCCCGGGAGCUUUGCAGCCAACUCUACAAACAUUGCUGUCAAUGGCUGAAGCCAGAAAGGAGCACCAAAGCUCAGGUGUUGGACCUGGUGGUCCUGGAGCAGUUCCUGGCCGUCCUACCCCGAGAGAUGGAGAGCUGGGUCAGGGAAUGUGGAGCGGAGACCUGUUCUCAGGCGGUGGCCCUGGCCGAAGGCUUCCUGCUGAGUCAGGCAGCAGACAAGGAGCUGGGACUGAAACAGGGAAUGGAAAGAUUUCAAUGGAAAUAAGUGAAACAUCUUCUCUUU